AUGGAAACUCCCAUCAAUGUUGUGGAAGAUAUGGACUUAUGUGUUGUGAUUUCUGAAGUCAACAUGGUUGAUUCAAAUCCAAGAGAAUGGUGGCUUGAUACAGGUGCUACAUGUCAUAUCUGCUGUGACGAAGACUCUUUUUCUGAGUUGCAACAUUGUGAAAAUGGGGAGAAACUCUAUAUGGGCAAUGCUGCAACUUCUAAAAUUAAAGGGAAGGGUACCGUAGUUUUGAAGAUGACUUCUGGCAAAGAACUCAAGCUUCAAAAUUUGUUGUAUAUGCCUGAAAUACACAAGCACCCUGUUUUUGGGACACUUCUUAGUGUACACGGCUUUAAGAUGGUCUUUGAAUCCCAGAAGCUAGUUUUGUCUAAGGGGGAAUUAUCUACAAUAACUUCUAUAAAGAUAAUACUUGCAAUUGCCACAUUGCGGAAUCUAGAAAUACAUCAAAUGAAUGUUAGAACAGCUUUCCUAAAUGGAGAUCUUGAUGAAGAAAUCUACAUGGUACAACCUAAAGGUCAUGUAGUUCUAGGACAAGAAAGGAAAGUUUUUAAAUUGGUGAAGUCUUUAUAUGGACUUAAGCAAGCACCAAAAUAA
Molecule: messenger RNA, 594 nt
Organism: Gossypium arboreum
Lineage: Eukaryota; Viridiplantae; Streptophyta; Magnoliopsida; Malvales; Malvaceae
Exons: 2
Coding region: 1-594 (197 amino acids)
Source: RefSeq, a predicted model, not a curated record